This is a messenger RNA of Penicillium malachiteum, 2301 nucleotides long. RefSeq lists its product as uncharacterized. Gene Ontology annotation, biological process: transmembrane transport. The record is from RefSeq and is a predicted model, not a curated record. The coding region runs from base 1 to 2301 and encodes 766 amino acids. NCBI's taxonomy places the organism in Eukaryota, Fungi, Ascomycota, Eurotiomycetes, Eurotiales, Aspergillaceae. The transcript has 8 exons. Gene Ontology annotation, molecular function: oligopeptide transmembrane transporter activity.
AUGGACACAAAACUUGCCAUCAGUUCAGAGAGGUCCCCCGACAGGAAGUUGCCGGGGGAUAUUGACGAUGAAAAAUCCAGGAGCAUCACUACAGAUGAGGAGUUAACUGGGGAUAUGACUCCCAGUGCAUCUCAUCUCGAAGACUCAGGUUCGAGCUGCGGUACCCCGACAGACGAUGAUGCUCCCUCAAAUACUUUCCGUGCAUGGUUUCUGGGAAUCUUCUGGACGAUUGUCAUUUCUGGAAUGAAUCAAUUCUUUGGCAUGCAUAAUCCUGCUCUUGGCCUGUCCGCUGCACUCAUUAUUAUUGUGUCGUUGCCAUGUGGAAAUCUAAUGGCACAUAUCUUACCUACCCGACAAUGGUCAAUAUUCGGAAAAUCUUUCACCUUGAAUCCAGGUCCAUUCAAUCGCAAAGAGCAUACUGUGAUCACCAUUAUGGCUGUGGCAGUCAGCUAUUACGACUCCGGUUCUGUAUCCAGUUUUGUCUGGACAGCCCUGAUCAAGUAUUUUGACAUGGAUCUUCCACUUGGUUACCGCUUUUUGUUUAUUUUGACAUCACAAGCUUCUUGUAUUGGAUUGGCUGGAAUUUUCCAUUCUGUGCUGGUGGAUCCGUCUUACUGCAUCUGGCCAUCUGCCCUACCGACCUGUACCCUUUUAGAGGGGAUGCACAAUAAAACAUUCCAAAACUUCACCACAAACGGAUGGAAAAUGCCCAGAAUGAAGUUCUUCUGGAUUGUACUGGCUGCUGCAACUGCCUACCAGGUCCUUCCUGGUUAUUUGUUUAUGGGUCUUUCUUACUUUGCCUGGGUCACCUGGAUAUCGCCGAAUAAUGUGACUCUCAAUCAGGUGUUUGGCGCUAACUACGGCAUGGAUCUGUUCCCAAUAACUUUCGACUGGAAUGAGAUCACUGCCUACAUGGGCUCACCUCUCAUGGUUCCUGCAUUUGCGAUUGUCAACACAUUAGUGGGCUCCAUAUUGUUCCUUUGGAUCAUAUCCCCAGCGCUCCAUUGGAGCAAUGUGUGGUGCGGUCAUUAUACGCCGUUUUCUUCUUCGUCUAUCUAUGACAACACUGGCCAGGCAUAUGACACAUCGAAGGUGUUAACAUCUGACUACAAGCUUAAUGAAACAGCUUAUCACGCAUAUUCCCCUGUUUUCCUUUCAACUACUUCCGUUCUAUCUUAUGGACUAGGUCUUGGAUCGAUGUCAUCCGUCAUUGUACAUUCAGUCCUUUUCCACGGCCAGGAUGUCUGGAAAGGCUUGAGGACUGUCUUCACGCCAAACAAACUCGUUGAAGACAAGGAUAUCCAUGUCAAGUUGAUGGCCAAAUAUAAGCCUGUACCUUUAUGGUGGUAUGCAUCCUCGUUCGUGGUCAUGAUUGCUUUAAGCAUCUUCUUUGUGGAAUACUACGACACCGGUUUACCAUGGUGGGGAAUCAUUCUCAGCCUAGUGAUAAAUCUUGUCCUUUUCAUUCCAAUCGGUCUCAUGUCUGCGCUUUGCAACGUGACUGCAUCGACAAACAUACUAGCUGUUCUCAUUGGUGGCUAUAUCUGGGCAGGUAAGAUGGUGGCUGUGGUAAUUUUCAAAAUCAUGACUUUCAAUACUACCGGAACCGCCAUGGUAAUUCUGCGUGACAUGAAGACUGGUCGUUAUAUGAAAGUUCCGCCUCGAGUUGUCUUUGCCGCACAGUGUGUAGGUAUGCUUGUCAAUUGUGUUGUUCAAUGCGUUGUCAAUGAUUGGGCAUUGAAUCACGUCGACGGGAUCUGCACUGCUGAGGCUACGGGUGGUCUAUCUUGUCCGAUCGCGGAAGCGUACGAAUCAAGUAUCAUAUUCUGGGGGUUGGUUGGUCCUCGCAAGCUUUUUGCUCCUGGAACGAUGUAUAAUUCGAUGCUUUAUUUUUUCUUGAUUGGUGCCAUCCUACCAGUUCUUGUUUGGGCUGCUAGCCGCAAGUGGCCUAAUAGUAUUGCGAAAAAGGUUCAUAUUCCGAUCAUUAUGACUAGUACUGGUGCAAUCCCACCUGCGACCGCUAUCAAUUACAUCCCGUGGGCCAUGAUUGGGAUUUACUUCCAGUUCUAUCUUAAACGAUAUAAGACGGACUGGUGGUCAAAGUACAACUACUUGCUCUCUGCUGCUUUGGACGGAGGUCUUGCAAUUUGUACUUUUCUGAUUUUCUUCUGUCUAUAUUACCCUGGAGUUAGUUUGACUUGGUGGGGAAACAGCAUUGGCUCCAAUACAGCAGAUGGCCUUGGGACUCCAUUGAGGACUGUUCCACAAGGCACGACGUUUGGUCCGAAGACUUGGAUUUGA